Prorocentrum cordatum is the source of this 1476-nucleotide messenger RNA. Lineage: Eukaryota; Dinophyceae; Prorocentrales; Prorocentraceae. The record is from the annotation of a GenBank genome assembly.
AUGGGCGAGGCACUCAGAAAAUGCGUAGCGUGCGACUGGCUCGGAGACUCGAUAUUCGGCGUGGAUGUGGACAGGGUCUUCGCGUAUCCAACCCCGAAGGUCGUCUCCAUCCAGGACCGCACGCUUGGCAUUGUGAAGUACUCGCUGAUGCUGUUGAUCUUUUGUUACGUGGCAGUUUACCAGAUGGCUUACAUGGGAGAGCAUUUCGAAAUGUCCGCCGUCGAAGGCAUCUCCCGGCAGCAGUGGAAACACCCCACGAAAAAUGGAUGCAACCCCUCACAUGUGGAUUGCGUGGCCGAUUUCACGCCUGUCACUGCACUUCCUUACUGUAGGCAGCACUCUGGUGGAAACACUACUUCCGCAAACACGAGUUGCAGAUAUUUCGACGCGUACGGGCUGCCUGUGUCGAUGCCCAAGGGAGUACUCAUGCCUACGUACAUCGAGACAUACAAGCAGCGUGUGGAGUGCCCCCCCGGGGCCGAGGACUGCGAGAUGACGUACCGCUACGUCAACGAUGAGGGGCAGCUGGAGAAUGGUACCGGGAAAGCCGUGCCGAUCAGUGCGGCGUACGUGGCAGACGUAGAAGAUUUCACCCUCCUGAUCGACCAUUCUUUUAGGACCGUCAACGGCAAGAUGGCGAGCCAAGCCAGCCACAUGGAGGGCAGCUACAGGGCAUGCAGAGCCACAUCGGGGACAGCUUCAUGGAUCAGCGGUGGUGCACUCGGUGUAGCGAGCCAAGCCCGCCACACCGAGUGCACCACACAGCCCCUACCUUGCGUCCACCCGGGCUGCCGACGAGCUCGGGGCUCAUUCUUCGCCCUCCCCCGAAGGAUUGGCACUCCGCAUGUGUCUGUAGUCCAGUCGUCGCUCCGUCACCGAGAGCAGUCUGUGAGGCCAACACAGAGCCUUGCGUUGGACGCCGACAGUGAGCAGACCAUGACCGACACGGCCACGCUCGCCGCCACCUCUGCGUUGCUGGAGCCAGUGGCGUUUUCAAUCGAGGCCGGGGACGUGUUCUCUCUGCGCACGCUUCUGGCCAUGGCGGGCGAGACGUUGGACGACGCCGACGUGCAGGGCGAGCCGCUCCGGCGCCGAGGUGGCGCCUUGGUGGUUGGCAUCGAGUACCACAACCUAAGGCGGUGGAGCCUGUUCUCUACGCAGGACCCGCCUGAAUACACCGUCUCGGCCACGCUCAGCAGCACGGAUAAGUUCAAGCACAGGUACGCGUACGGUGAGGAUCAGAAUGGCCGCAUGCUCAAAUCUCUCUAUGGGGUUUACGUUGUGGUGGAACAGUCUGGCCAACUCGCUUUCUUCGAUAUUACCCACAGCUUGCUGAUACUUACAACUGCGUUGGGAUUGUUGGUUCUCGCUAAUACAUUGACUGACUUCCUGGCUCUCUACAUCCUACCGCGCAAAGACGAGUACUACAAAUGUAAGUAUGAGGAGACGGACGAUUUCUGCCCUGCGAAAAGCUAG